Molecule: messenger RNA, 146 nt
Organism: Racocetra fulgida
Lineage: Eukaryota; Fungi; Glomeromycota; Glomeromycetes; Diversisporales; Gigasporaceae
Source: the annotation of a GenBank genome assembly
AAGUAGUUUGUGAUUCGGGUUCAGAAUCUCCAAUUAUCAAGAUUGCAAAAAAAUUGGGUUUAGAAAAAGAUAAAAGUUCAUCUAAUAACGAAGCUAGUGCCAAGGCAUAUAUUAUCAAUAACACAGUAUCUGAUAUUAUUAAGCAA